GAGCUCUUGGACAGCAGUAACUACUUAUAUAUCCAUCGUUCUACGAGUAGCAUCAACACAAGCUGGUCUAGAUUGGCUUCUAUCGGAACUAGCUACAACAAAAUCCAAUUAAAAAUGCCGUCCGGGCCUGACCGAGUGGCCGUCAUCACGGGUGGCUGUAGAGGCAUAGGUCUGGCAGUGGCCCAGGCUCUGGAUGCAAAGGGCGGAUGGAAGAUCAACUUAAUCGACAUCAGGGAUGACGAGGGCAAACAGGCUGCAGAAUCGCUUUCGAACGCAACCUACCAUAGAGCCAAUCUGACCAACUACGACGAGGUGACAGCAGCGUUCAAAAGCGCCUUCGUUGCCGGAAAAAACAGACUGGACUUUGUGUUUGCGAAUGCUGGCAUCAUCGAGUCAUCCAACCUCUUCGCAAAGCACGACAGUAUUGACGGUCCUCCGCCCCCAGACUUCGCAGCAGUGGAGAUCAACCUGAAAGGCUGCAUCAACACGGUCCAUGUGGGACGUCAUUACAUCAACCUGUCGCCGGGCAAAGGUUCUAUCGUGAUCAAUGCUAGCUCUACCAGCUUUUGGCCAGCAUACUGGGCACCGAUUUACACUGCUUCGAAAUUCGGUAUCCUGGGAUUCAUGCGCACUGUCGCCGACUCUUACAAGCUUGACGGAGUCCGUGUUAACGCGCUUUGUCCCGGUGCAGUGAGGACGCAUAUUGUACCAGACCGUGCCUGGGACUCAUUACCAGUGGACGUAUUCACGCCGCUGUCGAUCAUCACCGAUACGGUCCUGAAGUUGGCUGAGGGAGCCGAAAUUGUCGAUGCCAACGGCACGAAAGCCACCUCGGAUGAGCUUUUCGGGAAGGCUGUCGUGGCGAACGGCAAGAACAUCUAUAUCCAACCCGAGACUGCAUACUGUGAUGACGUUAUGGAAAGAACAAUCGAAAACACGAGGAUGGGGAAACAAACAGCCUUGUAAGUUUACAAGUGGACAACUAGUGGUUCUUCGAAGUACGAGGGCGAAACCGGCGGCUUUCGCGGGUCCAGAUUGUCGGUGUGAUAUGAACGGAAGCCUUCCUUGACAGCUGCAAAUGUGGAUGGUGACAUCUUAGCUUUGACAUAAUUUGAUCAAGUAUUGAGAGCAGUGAAAU
Messenger RNA from Diaporthe batatas, 1138 nucleotides. RefSeq lists its product as uncharacterized. The record is from RefSeq and is a predicted model, not a curated record. Gene Ontology annotation, molecular function: oxidoreductase activity. The transcript is spliced from 3 exons. The coding region runs from base 115 to 966 and encodes 283 amino acids. Lineage: Eukaryota; Fungi; Ascomycota; Sordariomycetes; Diaporthales; Diaporthaceae.